Perca fluviatilis (European perch) is the source of this 2407-nucleotide messenger RNA. RefSeq lists its product as uncharacterized. Lineage: Eukaryota; Metazoa; Chordata; Actinopteri; Perciformes; Percidae. Bases 2 to 1750 code for a protein of 582 amino acids. The transcript has 12 exons. The record is from RefSeq and is a predicted model, not a curated record.
AAUGACUAUUCCUGCUUUGACCAGUGCAACUACCUCUGACCAAAGUUUCACCAAAAAAUAUGAAACUCAUAAAAUCAAAAAGGAAGGAAGAGGAAAGUCAAAGACAUAUUAUCCUUUCGUCUUCAAUGACAUCAUGGGUCUGGAGAAAGGGGAUGGAGUUCGUGUUGACGACAUCAUACUGGCCCUGAAAGGACAUGUGAAGGACGGAUACAAGUUCAACCCUGUAUCUCCUCUCUCUGAUGAGGAUCCAGGCUACAACCCUCGUCCGUCUCCAGAAGACAAAGUCCAUGUUCUGGUUUGGGUGCUUUCUGCUAAUGCGACCAAAAUUACAGAAUCAGUUCUGAAGAAGAUGAAGGAAAUUAGAGAGGCAGCCAGUGACCUGGGAAUUCCCCAAAUGGCAAUAGUCACCCACAUUGAUGCAGCCUGUCCUGAGACUGAAAAGGAUCUGAAGAAUGUGUACAAGAGCCAGUACCUGAAGAAAAAGGUAUAUGACAUCAGUGCUUCAGUGGGAAUCCCAGUGAACUGCAUCUUUCCUGUGAAGAACUACAGUGAUGAUAUCGACAUCGAUGAUGAUGUCAACACUCUGAUCCUGAGUGCACUGAGAAAGAUAAUCGACUUUGGAGACGACUUCAUUGAUUGUGGCAGCACUUUACAUUAUAGCACGAUCUGCAGAAGCUACAGGAUGGGUGGGUUCCUGAGAUUUCCUGGUACAUCUGCUGAACCAGGUAUGGAGACUACAUCACCUGAACCAGCCCCAGAGGAGUCUGGAGGAUGGGAGGAAGUGAUGGAGUCAGAGGAUAUCUCCCAGGACGCCUCCUCCUCCCCCCAAAACAAAGAAGACCAGAUCACUGCAGACACAAAGAACCUGCAGAAGGAAGUAAACACACUGAAGACGGACAACAAGAACCUGCAGAAGGAAGUAAACACACUGAAGACGGACAACAAGAACCUGCAGAAGGAAGUAAACACACUGAAGACGGACAACAAGAACCUGCAGAAGGAAGUAAACACACUGAAGAUGGACAACAAGAACCUGCAGAUGGAAGUAAAGACACUGAAGACGGACAACAAGAACCUGCAGAAGGAAGUAAACACACUGAAGAUGGACAACAAGAACCUGCAGGAGGAAGUAAACACACUGAAGACGGACAACAAGAACCUGCAGAAGGAAGUAAACACACUGAAGAUGGACAACAAGAACCUGCAGAAGGAAGUAAACACACUGAAGACGGACAACAAGAACCUGCAGGAGAUCCUUAAUGUCCUGCAGACGGACCUCAAGAAGCCACACCAGAAAUCUGCCAAAGGACCCAAUAACUCAGAGAGAUCUGGGGAGCCCCCUUACAAAGCAAAGACCUCUUCAUCUUCAUCAUCUUUCUGGCCUAAAGCCACAGUGAAGGUGUUCCCGGUCGUCACUGGUCGGACCUUUGGUGCUGAUCAGGUCAUACUGGAACAAGUGAAGAGAAGUCCAGAGGUGGAGAUCACUAGAAACCUGCAGGACUGUGACUUCAUCAUCGUCUUCUGUCCAAUCACGUCUUGUGUUGGAUCAGAUGUGGAGGCAGCCAUGAGAGAGGAUUCAGUGUCAUCUGGAGGUAAACCAGUCAUUCUGGUGCUGAUGCAUCACACCAGAGACCCCGACUAUUCAACCGAUGUCAGAAGAUGGUCUGAAACCUUUCAGAACGUCGUGUUGGAUGUUCACGUUCUCUUCCACGAGACUCAGCCGGGAUUACUGGCGCUGUUCAAGAAAUGACCGGGCCGUCAAACUAAUACAAGAAAAGCUAAAGAAACCAGUUUGGUACAACCCUUUUUAGUGGAAACAUAGAAACAUAGUAAAGAUCAGGAUGUCCAACCAGAACAAGAAGAGGAAAAGAAACCAGUUUGGUGGCCAUUUUAGUUUUGGUGUCUUAAUAAGUGACUUUGCAUCUUGUAGCAACAGAACAGCCCUUAUUAAUUAUUAGUAGUAGGUGGUGGGAAUGAUCUUAGACCUAGUUUUAGUGGCUUAAUAAGUGAAUUUGGAGCAUCUUGUAGCAACAGAACAGCCCUUAUUAAUUAUUAGUAGUAGGUGGUGGGAAUGAUCUUAGACCUAGUUUUAGUGGCUUAAUAAGUGAAUUUGGAGCAUCUUGUAGCAACAGAACAGCCCAUAUUAAUUAUUGAAGCCAGAGAAACGUACAAGUCAGAGAAGUUUGGUUAAUAUCCUCCUGAAAUAAACAGUUGUUCAAUAAAAAAUGGUCAUUAAUGUCAGAUAUUGUUCUUAAUGAAUCGUCUGCUGUAUAAAACUUCAUCUAGGAGGUUCAGCAUGUUGUAACAAUGUUUCAGUUGUUGUGUUUAACAGAGAAACAUGUUCAUUUGUCUAUAGUCUGUGUUGUCACUGUCACACAAUAAAAUAAUAUGUUUUUAUUGUUUAAAA